Molecule: messenger RNA, 555 nt
Organism: Nematocida major
Lineage: Eukaryota; Fungi; Microsporidia
Product: translation initiation factor 4E
Exons: 1
Coding region: 1-555 (184 amino acids)
Biological process (GO): translational initiation
Cellular component (GO): cytoplasm; eukaryotic translation initiation factor 4F complex
Molecular function (GO): translation initiation factor activity; RNA 7-methylguanosine cap binding
Source: RefSeq, a predicted model, not a curated record
AUGCCCAGCACGCUCUCCUCAGCACUUGUGCUUUCCUCUGUCUUUAGGUCUGUAAAUAUAAAGGGGGACUCUGAGGACUUUAAAAGCAAAAUCAAGCAAGAAGCAAAGAUAACCACCCCAGAAGAGUUUUUGUACGUGAUUCGGAGACUUCUGAAAUUGCAAGACAUUAAAACAAUAACUGAUCUCUCCCUUUUCAAGGAGGGAAUAGAACCCAUGUGGGAAGACCCGAGCAAUCUCAAAGGGGGAAAAUGGAUAGUAAAAAUCAAGAGAAAUACAGCGGAGCAGAGACUCUUUGAGAGCGUUUUCUUGUGGAUGGCACUUGUUCCGUUUAAAACCAUGGAUGUAAACGGGGCUGUGAUAAGCGUGCGGGGCCACCACACAAUUCUCUCGCUUUGGACGAAAACAUGCCCCUCCGAUGGGGAGAUGCUCGAGCAAGAGGCGGAAAUUCGGGAGAAAUUGGAGAUUAAGCCGGUCAUUCCCGUUGCUUUCAAGGGAAAUGAUGAGUCCCUGAAGGACAAGUCUUCGUUCAGGCACAUCGUGAAGGAGAAGAAAUAA